GGUCGAAAUAUCACAGUCGCGAGCGUGGGGUCGCUGCAACGCGAUUUUUCAAUGAAAAUUUAGCAAAUCACAAAAAAACACGAGAAGUUAACAGAAAGAAACCGCGCCUAUACGCACAUACUCGACCUAGAGGGCUGCCAUGCGAGGCAGUGCUUGUGACGUGAAAUAAACAAGUGGGAAAAUACGCUCGAGUCUACGCAUAAUUACAUGUACAGUGGUGGCGAAAGUAUACAACUAGAGCGGUGUGUGAAAAAAACAAAGUAAAAAAAUAUGUGUUUUUUCUUCCGCAAAUAAGAAAGUGAGAAAAAGUAUAAAAAAUAUAUAUGUAUGUACAUAUACAGGCAGUGAAAAAUGUGCAUUCAAGUAACAAAAAAUAAUAUAUAAAAUGAAAAUUAGAGUAUAUAAAUAAAUAUGACUGUGAACUUGUGUUGGAAGUGUGACGAAAACUCAAAAGGAAUACACAAUAAGUACAAGAAGAAAAGCAACAAAGCGAAAAAUUUUUAAACCGCAUUCGGGAUAAGCGUACUAAGUAUCAAGACAGUUGUGCAAAUACAUAUAUAUACAGCAUAUGCGUCAGCAUAUGUAAAGUGCGGUUGCGGUGUAACUUUUCGCGUAUAACGGUAAAAUAACGCGUACAAAAGAACGAGUUCCGCACGCAAGUAGUUCUACAUACAUAAUACGAUUAUCAGUGAUUAUAUCCAGCAAGUACUAACGUACUACCUCAAAGAUGGCUUCUGUAUGCAGUCACUACAUUUGGCGAAUCAGUGUUAUAACGCUGGGCGCACUCUUCUUCACCGGCGGCGUUUAUCUGUUCGCACACUGGAUCGAUAUAUUCACGCGCCUGCGUGGUAAGGAAAUGGCUUUGAGUACCAAAUCACCGGCAUAUGCGGAUUGGAAAGUUUCACCAUUACCACUUAAUUUUGAUGUAUAUCUUUUCAAUUGGACAAAUCCGGAAGAUUUUUACGUUGGCUCUGGCAAGAAGCCACGUUUCGAAGAGUUGGGUCCAUAUCGGUUUCGUGAAAAACCAGAUAAAGUAGAUAUGGUUUGGCAUGAGCACAAUAACACGGUCUCAUAUCGGAAAUAUGCUGCGUUCUAUUUCGAUGAAGCGAAUAGUAAAGGCAAACUCACAGAUCGUGUUACCUCAGUGAAUACAGUGGCGCAUGGUGCCGCUUUACAAGCCAUUAAUGGUACAUUCUUUCAAAAGAGUAUAUUGAGAAAUGUUUUGAAAAUGUAUCGAGAAGAUGUUUCGAUUACAAAAACUGCCAAUGAGUGGAUAUUUGCCGGCUAUAGUGAUCCAUUAGUUACAAUGGGUAGUUUUGUAUCGAAAUUUGCACAAGAUAUUGUGGUGCCAUUCGAUCGCGUCGGCUGGUUGUAUACGCGCAACGACAGCUCUGUAUAUGACGGUCACUUCAAUAUACACACCGGCGCAGAUGAUCUGCGCAAAAUGGGACAAAUUUACGAAUGGAAUCACAAAACACAUACCGGCAUUUAUGAAGGAGAAUGUGGACGUGUUAGAGGCUCCAUGGGAGAAUUUUUCCCACCCAAUCUUGUGCCAUCGGAUUCAGUGGAAAUGUUUUUACAAAAUCUAUGUCGCGCCGUGCCUUUGGAUUAUAUUGAAACAGUGAAAAUUCACGGCAUCACCGCCUUCAAAUAUGCCGCUACCGAACGGGCGCUUGAUAAUGGUACACUCUAUCCGGAAAUGAAAUGUUUCUGCGUAAAUGGUAAAUGUGAAAAAUCUGGCGUCAUGAAUUUGGGACCCUGUCAAUAUAAUUCGCCAACGUACACAUCAUUUCCACACUUCUACAAAGCUGAUCCUAGUUAUUUGGACGCAAUCGAGGGACUCUCACCAGAUCCCACAAAACAUGAGUUCUUCAUGACGUUAGAGCCGAAUGGUGGUGUGCCCAUGGAUGUGGGUGGUGGUUUCCAGGCAAACUACCUUAUGUCACCCGUACCAGGAAUAGCUCCCUUCGACAAAAUACCGCGCACAUUUAUACCGCUCAUGUGGGCCGAAGAGCGCGUACGUGUUACACCGGAGAUUGCCAGCCAAAUCGCCUUAGUACCACUAAUAGUGACGCUGGGUCAAGUGGUGACCGGCAUUAUGUUUGCCAUCGGCACACUGCUCAUCUGUUGGUAUCCAACAAAAUAUAUGUCACAACUUUGCCGCGAUCCAAAGAGUAAAAAUGCGCUACUCAAACCAAUUGUCAACACCACAACGCGUUCGAUAGCGUUGACGCCGCAGAGAAAGCCACAAAGAGAGGGCGUGGCGCUGUUGGGCUACAACAAAAGCGGUGAAGUUGUACUAAACGAUAGUGUGUUGAGUGAAAGCUUAAUGCGUUCAUCAGCACCAGCUUGUGAUAUGAUAAGUAGAUAGUAUGUAUUAUGUACGAGUAUGUUAGUGGGAACCGUUUGUAGUAGUUUUCUAAUGUUAUUUUUUUUUUUUGAAAUGCUCCUUAUGUGAGCGCCUGCCAUUGUUUUGAAUGCAACUAGGAGUUAAAGCAAAUUUCUAAGUAUGUAACUCUACUUGCUAUGUAUGUUUGUAAAUAAUGAAAUGCAACCUCAUAAACAGUAAUUACCGUAAUAACAGUAGCAUAUUACAUUACAUUACAUUAUUCAUAUGUAAAGUUUAUAUAAAACAUGUCCAUGUAAUCAAAUGACAUUUAGUUUCAAGAAAAAAAUAUUUUUGUAGAAAAAAAAACAGCGCGAAAUGACAAGCUGGUGCAUGCAGCACAGAAACAUACAAGCGUAUUGUCUAUUGUAUUGCUAUUAUAAAUAAUUAUUGGCAUAUUUGCAUUAAAAAAUUCAGAACAUCAAAAAUCUAUUGUGACUAUACAUAAGUAUAUAGACACUGUUAAUUCAUAUAAAAAAAUAUUAAUUUAUUGGCAUUCGAAAUGAAGUUAUUUCAUUUAUCACUUUUCAUGCACCCUAAACACUUAAGCCUCAUGUCUUCAUAAAAUAAAAAAAAAUCAUAUACACACAUUUCUAAGUGUUAUAGUCACUCUCUUCUAUAGUUUUUAAGAUACCAAAAAUCAAUAAGUAUUUUUUUUUCUAUUUCGAACUCAAAUUGUGUGCGCUUUCUGGAAAUCAAAACAAACAAAAACAAAAAUUAUAAAUAAUAAUAUUUAAGUACAAAGCUGGUCUUUUAAAUAUUUUCAUGUUUCAUUACCGUUAAUGCGAGACUUGAAAAGUAAAAGCAUGUGAAAAUGUGAAAAAUAUGAAAAAUGGAACAGCAAAACGUGAUAAGGUGAAAGCUUUCCUGUAUAAGAAACCAAAUGAUGAAAUUAAUUUAUGUAAUAAAAUAUUUAUUACUUGAAUAAAUUGUAAAACGAAAAAGAUUAUAUAAUAAUAACAUUAA
This is a messenger RNA of Zeugodacus cucurbitae (melon fly), 3352 nucleotides long. Its product is annotated as protein peste. The record is from RefSeq and is a predicted model, not a curated record. Gene Ontology annotation, molecular function: scavenger receptor activity. The transcript has 7 exons. The coding region runs from base 728 to 2371 and encodes 547 amino acids. Lineage: Eukaryota; Metazoa; Arthropoda; Insecta; Diptera; Tephritidae. Gene Ontology annotation, cellular component: membrane; cytoplasm.